Juglans regia (Persian walnut) is the source of this 1550-nucleotide messenger RNA. RefSeq names its product DNA repair protein RAD51 homolog 4. Gene Ontology annotation, biological process: DNA strand invasion; reciprocal meiotic recombination; double-strand break repair via homologous recombination. NCBI's taxonomy places the organism in Eukaryota, Viridiplantae, Streptophyta, Magnoliopsida, Fagales, Juglandaceae. Gene Ontology annotation, cellular component: centrosome; replication fork; Rad51B-Rad51C-Rad51D-XRCC2 complex. The record is from RefSeq and is a predicted model, not a curated record. Gene Ontology annotation, molecular function: single-stranded DNA binding; ATP-dependent DNA damage sensor activity; four-way junction DNA binding. The transcript has 10 exons. Bases 109 to 1266 code for a protein of 385 amino acids.
UUUCAACGAGAGAGAAGAAAGAAAGAGGAGGGGGGAGUUUUGAUUCCAUCAGCUAUAUAUAGUUUUCUCUAUGUGACGACGGCGAGAGGAGAGCGGGGCAAAUGUGAAAUGGCACCAUUGAAAUAUUUGGAGCAAGAGUAUCCCAUAUUAGACUCCAACUUCCAGAACUUCUGUGCUACUCACGGCAUUUUCUCAGGUCCGUUUCCCCCCUCCAACUUUUCCCGCAUUUACUCUCCCAUCCUCACGCCAUCGUUUACUUUCCUCGGAGUUCGCUUUGCUCCAAUUUUACUUCUCUUUUGGCGCUGCUCCUUGUUUGACUGCUCCGAAUUGAAGGAUACGAGAAGAAAACAUAUGAAAUUUAGAGCUCUACAUAAGAAAACAGAAGAUCAGGAGGAUUUACUCUUGCAUGACCUCCAUGUAUUGGUUGCUUUUGCAGAGCAACAAUCGACAUCUGAGAGAUUAAAGCAGGGCAUUACCCAAGUCCUCUCUAUCAUUGAUGGUCAGCAUCAGCCGUGGUUGAAUGGUAUGGAGCUGUUGGAAGAUGCUCAACUGAAUAAACAUGUGUUAUCCACUGGUUGUGAGGGGAUUGAUCUUUUACUUGAAGGUGGAUUACGCAUGGGACAGUUAACUGAACUUGUUGGGGCUUCAUCGUCUGGUAAAACACAGGUUUGCCUUCUAGCCACCUCAAAUGUUGCAAAAAAGCAUAUGGGCGGUGUUGUAUACUUAGAUACAGGCAACUCCUUUUCGCCCCAACGUGUUAUAGACUUUAUUCGUCAGAAUUCUGACCCUGCCAUUGAUCAGGCUAAACACAGAAUUCUGCAGAAGGUAAUGAAUAGAAUAUUAUGCCACUCAGUAUUUGACAUCUUUACAAUGUUUGAUGUGCUACAUCAGCUGGAAGUCAAUCUGAGAUCUCAGAUGCAGAAAGGAGAUUGUCAGGUGCGGCUGCUUAUAGUUGAUUCGAUAUCAUCACUGGUUACGCCAAUCCUUGGAGGAGGUGGUUCUCAGGGACAUGCAUUAAUGGCUUCUGCUGGAUUUCUGCUGAAGAAAUUAGCACAUGAGCAUAAUCUUGUCGUAUUGGUGACGAAUCACACUGUGGGUGGAGAGGGAGGUAUCUCUAAACCAGCUCUUGGAGAGAGUUGGAAGAGCAUCCCACAUGUUAGGCUUCGGCUUUCCCAUGACCAAGGAAGCAGCAUCUACAAUGUUUCUGUAUUUAAACACCCAUCCAUGGUUUCUGGUAAGGCUGCAAGGUUUACGAUUUAUGACUAGUGAUGUGGAUUAUACUUGAACCUGGCCAGUUCUCGGGUGAAAUAUCUGGGGUGGCAGAGAGUCAUACAAGGAAGAUAGUGAUACUCUUGAUAAACUCAAAUUGCAGAAAUGCAGCUGUUUUGUCAUAUCAUCAAGAACUAGCAAUUUUGUGUAAGUUUUGUUUUUUUCAUUAUUGUCUUUAUUUAUAGGGUGCGGAAGCUGUUUUAGUUAGAAGCACAUACUCUUGACUAAAUCUGUUAAAACUCAAAGCACAUACUUUUAACUUGUACUUACUGGAGAUAAUA